UUGAGUCACAGAGUACCGCAAGCUAGUAAACAGGAAAAAAAAAAAAUCAAGAUCUCUCUAUUUAGCCAGUGACGAUUUUAAUGCAGAUCUUGUACUUCCUCGCACGCAGAAUUAAAUUUAUAACAAGAUGUCGAUCCACGCUGUGGCAGUUGCUUUAAUGUUAUUCUUCAUCGCGUCUUUGCUGCCUACAAGCGACGCCGUUUGUAAAAGUCCAAAAGAAGGCAAAACUUGGAGAAGGAAGAGCUUAUUGGAGCGUGCUAUCCAGUCCGACAUUGUCAUCUAUGGGGAAGUUUUCUUCAGUCCGUGUUGGAAACCUGGCUUUGUAAAACCAACGAACGCUCCACUCACGACGACGCCAACUCAAGUUCCAAGCGGCGUCAACUCCACGAACACAACAAGCAACACGACAGGGUUCCUUACAACUCCUUCGCCAACGAAAGAAGAAAAUGCAACGGUCAACACGACGACUCUGCCUAUCACAGACGUUCCGUACAACUGUAGCACAGAAUACUAUGACGCCAUUAUCAAGGUUUUAUGUGUCUUAAAAGGAGGCUCAGUUCCUCUGCUGGUUAAUCUGGAGGGUCUUGGUCAUGGAGAAGGGGUCUGUCUGGAUGAAUCGCACCACGACCAUCACGCGUAUAGGAUGUUAAAGUAUCUUAUUUUCAUUGGAAGGAAGAAAAUCCCAGAUGAAAAAGGUCAAUUCAGGAUUUAUCGCGUGAACUACCAACCUGCACUUAAAGAGAUUGAGGAUGAAAGCGAACUAGAACCUAUCUUUGAAGCCAUUGGUCGAAAUGCUCACCUGCCUAUCAACAACGUCAAUCAGAAGGACCAUGCCAUGUGUAAACCUUACGUGGGUUCAGCGCAUGCCUGCUGUUCGAGUCUUCUAAUGAUCCUAUUCGUGUGCAUUUCUUAUAUGAUGUAUUGACUUCAAAGCUGCACAUCUAGCACAGGAUGAUAAUUAUCUUAAAGGAACGGUCUCCGGUCACAUCACAUUUUGUGACCGUAAAUAACUAAAAAUUUUAUCAUUGAUAAUAAUCCUCGUCUGCCCUAUUAUUUUGUCACUAUCAGUGUGCAUCGUGAAGUUUCAACUGCAUAUGGUUAAUCUCUUUUCAAACGAUGAGGAUGAAUAUUUACGAGUCCCUUAUAGAGUGCUAUUUCGCUCGUCCAAAGUAAGCCAUUUCAUGAUUGACAGGUUGUAACAUUUCAGUUUUGCAUAUAAUGAAGGAAAGGACUGCGGAUACCUCACUGUAUUUACACCCAGAGUGGGGUGGGAGGGGGGCUAACGAGGCUCCGCAAACGUUUCCACUUUCAUAUCAGUCGAGUCUUGAAUAAAGCCGCUUAAAACACU
Messenger RNA from Stylophora pistillata, 1348 nucleotides. RefSeq lists its product as uncharacterized. The record is from RefSeq and is a predicted model, not a curated record. NCBI's taxonomy places the organism in Eukaryota, Metazoa, Cnidaria, Anthozoa, Scleractinia, Pocilloporidae.